GUUUUGCAGCUCUGCUCUGACAUACCAAAAGAUACAUAAAUUUAGGGAUAAUCUGAAAAAUGGAAACCAUAAAUGAAGUCAAAUCGGAUACUGAAUUAAUGCUAGUAACAGCCAAUGUUGGAAGUUUGUUUGAAGAUCCCAAAAGACUUCUUUCAAUAUGGCUGGAAGAGUUUAUUGCCAAAGUAUCGGAAACGAAGCCAAGAUUCUUAGCUUUACAUUUACAAGAAGUGGGUGGGAAGACCUACGAGAACUCCAUGGAUCACGUACAGCAGUUUAUCCAAUGUUUGUGCGAGACUAUGAAAAGCAUGGAAUACACAUACGUACGCAUUUAUAUGGACGAAGAUUUCAAAUCUGCAGAGCAUUUUACUGCCCUUGGAAACAUUUACUUUGGCCAUAAGGAUUUAUGUACUUUAAGAAUUUGGAAUUUUCUGAAACAUGACUGGGAGGAUAAACUGGAUGACGAGCAAAUCUUUUCUGGAAAUAUCGAAGCAAUUUCAACCAAAGAGAAAUCAAAGUUUCCCCAACACUUUUUUCCGGAAUGCAAAUGGUCACGUAAGGGGUUUAUGCGAACACGUUGGGAAAUUAAUGGCACUGUCAUUGAGCUAGUCAAUAUACACCUUUUCCAUGACGCCUCUAAUUUGGCUGCUUGUUCAGAUUUCCCUUCUGUCUACUGCAAAACAAGGAGAAGAGCCCUAAUACAUACUAUUGAAAGGUUCCACUUGGAUGACAAAAAUGGAUCCGUCCCUUUUUUUUUGUUUGGAGAUUUUAAUUUCCGAUGUGACACUGCAGGCGUUGUAAAAGAAUUGACUGCAGAUUUAGUUGCUCAUCGCGUCCAAAGUAUGAAAACUGAAAACACCAAAAUUCAUUAUCGCAACUCCACUGGCAAUAAUAUACUUACUGUGGGUAAAAAGGAAUUUAGUCAUGCCGAUCAUCAGCUUAAGUUCAAAGAACAUUGGUUAAAAAAGUUUGAUAAAGAGUUGGAGCCACUUACCGAAAUUCUGAUUGAAUAUCCAAUAACAUUUAUUCCGUCAUAUCCCUUUGAAGAAGAUCCUGAAAUGCCCACCGACUAUAUGUCGACUAGGUGUCCAUCAUGGUGCGAUCGAAUUCUGAUGACUCCGCAAGUUAAAGACAUAACUAAAAGUAACGAAUGGAAAUAUGAUAUAAUCGGAGAAUCUGUCUGCAUGGGCGACCACAAGCCCAUAUACUUAACUGUCCGUCUAAAGCAAAAUAAAGGUACUUAUAGAUCAUGUGAUUGCAGCUGUACAAAUACUCAAGCAAAUAAUAACAACAAGUUGACAUCAACCGUUCAAUGCAAAUUCUGUCCGUAUUCAAAUAAACUUUUCACUGAAAUCGUAAAAGGAGAUCGAAAUCCACACCAAGAAAAGAUAUUGCAAGACUCGUCAUCCAUCAAAACUGAUGCAAAGAUUAUAAAUACGAUAGAAUACGAGGACACAAAAAUGAAAUAUUCGUUUAACUAUCCACAUAUUAGCAUCAAUGUAGUUGACACCGAUAAUACAUGUGUCUGCAUGUGUACAGCAUUAUCAGACAGUAAGUUGCGCGAUAAUGAAUAUGCGACUCAAGCAACUCGAAAUAUUUGUCCAAUGUGCCAUAAUAUAAUAAAAAGCACAUUUUCGAAUAGUAUAAGCGAAAACAUAAUAGUAAAUCGAAUUGACAUGCAGCAUUUAAAUACUUGUAUUGAAAACAAACAUGUCGACCCAUACACGCCAGAAAGCAAUGAGUCUCAUUCACCAUAUCCAGAGCUAAGAAGCACUUCCACAACUACCUCAAGCAAUAGUUGCAAUCCGUUUAAUGCUGAGCUCAUGCAAUGCGAAUUGUGUUUAGAUAAUACAAAUUGUGAUCAUAAGAAACAUCUCUGCAAGCAGGUUCAAAACGACAAUUUCAUCAGUACGAAGUCUGUGAAAACAAUCACCGAGAAACAAUCAAGAGCUACUGUAACACCUGUGCAAUUAAAGUCUCGAUUAGAAGACCUACAACGAAUAUCUAUGCAUAAAGCGGAUAGGGAUGACAUUACUGUUAGAAACGAUGAUGUUGAUAAUGUUGAACCUAUUUGCUCUGCAAAAACUUUCUCAAACAGUCAAAAUCGCAACCAAAGUAUUUUUAAUAUGUGUUGUAGCAUUCACUAGUUUAAGUUUAUUUUUAUCAUUUUUAUUGUAUAUUAUUAUUUUUAAGUUCAUUCUUUUUAAUAUACAUAUACUAGUAUCAAAUACUAUUGUCUUAAAUAUUGUUCGUACAAAAGUAAUCCUUUACCUACUUAAUGCUUGCAUUCGUUUUUCAACAUUUCGAUGGGUAAAAUUAUGUACAUGCUACCUUACCGAAAUAAAUGUUGUUAUAUUCUUUUCUCA
Drosophila innubila is the source of this 2363-nucleotide messenger RNA. RefSeq names its product inositol polyphosphate-5-phosphatase A (gene 5PtaseI). Gene Ontology annotation, molecular function: inositol-polyphosphate 5-phosphatase activity. The record is from RefSeq and is a predicted model, not a curated record. Gene Ontology annotation, biological process: phosphatidylinositol dephosphorylation. Bases 60 to 2144 code for a protein of 694 amino acids. The transcript is spliced from 8 exons. Lineage: Eukaryota; Metazoa; Arthropoda; Insecta; Diptera; Drosophilidae.